Messenger RNA from Trachymyrmex cornetzi, 1679 nucleotides. RefSeq names its product zinc finger protein 350. Gene Ontology annotation, molecular function: zinc ion binding. Gene Ontology annotation, cellular component: nucleus. The coding region runs from base 170 to 1525 and encodes 451 amino acids. Lineage: Eukaryota; Metazoa; Arthropoda; Insecta; Hymenoptera; Formicidae. The record is from RefSeq and is a predicted model, not a curated record. The transcript is spliced from 6 exons. Gene Ontology annotation, biological process: regulation of gene expression.
GAAUACAUACAUUCUCGCAUCCUAUUGCAUCGUAUUUUCGCGUCCAUCGUUCUGAUACGCGGUAAAUUCGUGUGGCCAGCGCGGCAUAACCUAAACUUCCGGUGAUUGUCCGUUGUGCGUGUAUCGUGCGUGUGUGUCCCUCUUGCAUUCUGCAUCGCGCGAGGCGACAAUGGCAAUGAACGAGGACCUCGGUUUCGCCGAACUUUGCCGGCUGUGCUCGCUCAAAAGCAAUCAUCAGCUGCAGAUAUUCGACAAGGAGAGCGAACAGCGGCAGUUGCUGUUUAAAAUACGUUCCUGCGUGCCCAUCGUGAUAGGGAAAGAGGAUGGACUGCCCAAAAAUAUCUGUCAGAGAUGCAUCUACAAGUUAGAUAUGUUCUACGAAUUUCGUCUUAGCUGCAUAUCCACAGAGACAAUAUUAAAGAAUUAUGCAGAAUCCUUGAAAAACAUUGUUACGCUUAAUAAUCAGAGUACGGAUAAGGACAAGAUGUCAAACGGUGGGCAACAGCAGCAUGCAAAUUACGUGGAAACGCACACUGCGGCACACGCGGCACUGCAGCAGCAUAUGGCUCAGCAAGCUGCUCAAGCGAGGUUAACUGGAGCCGGGCCACACGCGGCCUCGCAGCCACCGAAUCCCACGUUUACCUUACCAGACGAUGGGCUCGGUUACGAUGAUGGAGUAAGGGUGCUGCGUUCUAUUGGAACAUGGUCUUCGGAUUACUCAUCCGCAAUGCGCCCUAGCAUGAUGCCGGCAUUUCCUGGAGCAGACCAACAAUUUGGAAGUAGAGUACCGGCGGUAAAUCAACCAUUACGAACAAUGACGACAAAUAGCGCGAGUGUUCGUCCGGGAUCUGUCUCAAAGGCGACUAACACUGGCGAGCCAACGACGAAAGCAUUUGCCUGCACUGUUUGCGGCAAGGGACUUGCUCGUAAGGAUAAACUCGUCAUACACAUGCGUAUACAUACUGGAGAGAAGCCGUAUUCCUGUGAAGUAUGCGGUAAAGCAUUUGCUCGUCGAGACAAAUUGGUUAUCCAUAUGAACAAACUCAGACACAGAACCGGUGUCUCGCCUCUGUCAGCGCCUUCAACACCACGAGUCGAUCAACAUCAACAACAGCAGCAGCAGCAGCCACAACAGCAAGCGCAACAGCAACAGUCAUCUCGUCAAGAUACCAUUCAUAAACUGAAAGAGGAGCCAGUGAGUUGGGCCUGUGAACUGUGUGGACGAUCAUUCGCUACUAGAGAGGAAUGGACGCAACACGCUCGAUCUCAUUUGGAGGGAAUGCCGCCGCAACACGCUGCUCCAUACUUUCCAGGACCUGCUCCGCCACCGCAAUCCUAUACCCCCGAGAGGAAUUUUUGCUUAGUGUGUCGCGCUGACUUCACGGAUAAAGCCGAAUUCAUGUUUCAUAUACGUUCGCAUUGCGAGCACGGGCAACCGUCGGGUGGUAAACAGAGCGGCGGAGAUCCCGCGACGGCUGAGCUCAUUGCCAGAGGACUUGUCGAUCCUUCCGGAUUAUGCAGCUAGAAUUACUCUUUUCCUUGUCACUACGUACUGUCGAUUUGUGUCUUACCAUAGUACAAGUUUUCUGCUCCACCAGAAACUUUCGCAUAGGAUGUCAUGCAUAUUGUGAUUGUAAUGAUAUAUAUACCAACUUAUCGAUAAUAGAUACACAGUAGCA